This is a messenger RNA of Plenodomus lingam JN3, 573 nucleotides long. Lineage: Eukaryota; Fungi; Ascomycota; Dothideomycetes; Pleosporales; Leptosphaeriaceae. The record is from RefSeq and is a predicted model, not a curated record.
AUGAUGAGCGAGGAUGGUGGGGACGACUAUCAGAUUGUGAGGAUGAUGAUGGAUGGUUCCAUGGGAGAAGGGGCAGCAACCCCCCAUCUUGCACACACCACCUUGGUACACCAUGCACUGCAUGUACACUCUUCGCAGUCCUACGCGAGUUCAGAGACAACUGCACUUGCUUCUGUGGCACAAAUGAAAACAGAAAGACAACCCAUGCAAGUCCUCGAGCUAGUCCCAUUUGGUCGCAUCUCAGAUCGUGCCUGCCGGAGCUGCACAUCAGACGGGAAGGUGCAGCCACCCCGCCAGCAUUGCACGCCUGCGGAAUCGCCUCCGAGCGCUGUACCAAAGGCUGAAUGUACAACAAGGUGCAACAGUGCAGAGCGUGGGCAGAUGAGAAGACGGCGGAUUCCAGGACACAAGCGACUCCUCUGCCCUGCCCAACCGCCCAGCUCGGCCCAGCCCCUCGUGCUCCUUGACGACAACGACAACGACAACGACAACGACUACGACAACGACGACUCAAGACGCCCAACAACGUCGUCCUCGGCGUUGAGAAUCGCAUCGACUACUCUCACCUCCUAG